AUGCAACCAAUCAGUGAACAAGAAUCUUCUAGAAACUGCGACGAUCACGUCUGGGCCGAUGUAUCCCCUCUCCUCUCCGCCGCCUGCACUCAUCUCAAUGAUGGCGAGCUCAUUCACGGAGAUAACUUCAAUCUUUUCGCCGCCAUGUCUGCCUUAGAGAUAAUGGACCCAAAGAUGGAUUCCGGUAUGGUGUCUGCAUUUUAUUCAAUCGAUGAAGCUAUCGAAAGUGGCUUUGCUCCCGUCCCUAUAAGCUCUGAUACGAGUGUUAAUGUGGAAAGCAUUAUCGACAUUAUGGACCAUCUUCUUGUGUGCGAGGCGACGUGGCACACGGGGCAUUCAUUGGCACAAACUGUGUUUUCAUGCUUAUAUGUUCUGAGGCCUGAGAGGACUUCUUCGGAUCCUCUGUUGCAUUCUUAUUGUAGGGUCGUUCGAGCAACUUGCAGGGCUGUUGUUUCUCUUGUUUCCGAGGCACGCACUAAUGAAGAAGAGGAUCUUCUUACCAUGACGUAUGGGCUUCCUUUCAGUGGAGAUGAGGAUGCCAAGGGAUUGUCACUCUUAAAUGCGGUCGAAGAAACAAUUUGUCGUCAGCUGCGUGCUUGUAAGGCCACAUCAUCAAAAAGGAAAUCGUUGAAAGAAUUGGAACCUCUACAAACUAAUCCCCAUUUGGAAGAGAGCUUUUGCAAAGCUUUGUUAUGCCGGUUACGUUUCCGUAAGCAUUUUCUGCACAUUCUGAAUUGUAUGAAAAGACCACAAGGACGGGGCUUUGAAUUGGCGAGGAAACACAUAGUAUCUUGCUUAUCAGAGCUAGAUUCAGUUCUGGAGUCAGCGGAAUUUCUAAGCUUAGAUCUUGUUAAAAAUGGCGAAAACGAGAUAGAUGAAAGGACAACUGCGUCAGGUCGUUACCCAAUUGGAUUUGAUCCUACUUUAAACAAAAGAUUAUCAGCUCCAACCCCACCGCGUGACAUUAAGCUUCUUUCUUGGAAAAAGGCUCUUGACUAUUAUGUGAAACUUCUUCACAAUCUGGAUCAGAUCUGUGCAUUGUCAAUGGAACCGGAUUUGGAUUUUGUCUUGCAGUUUGUCAUUCAGUUUCAAAAAUCUCGCCCUGAUUUGGUUUCGAGGGCUCAUCUACAGCUUCUCCUUGUGCAAGAUGGGAAACUUUAUGGCCGUGAUACCUUUUUCGAUAUUUUUGCCAGAGCUGUUGCAUUAGAUGUCACAAAAGACCAUGUCCUUCAAAAGAAUGAGUACAUUCUUCAACUUAGUCAGUUGAUGAUUAAUCUUCUUAAAAUACUCUGUGCUAAUACCCCAUGGCAGAGGCGUAAGCUUGGAAAAAUCUUAAACGACUGGAGCAUAUUCAAUGUGCAGAUGGGGAUUAAUGUUAGUCAGGCGAUGCAACAAGAUAAAUCACGCACUUCGAAAAAUGGGGAUAAGUCUCUGCUCAUUUUAAAUCAGAUUCAUGGUUGGUUAGAAGAGCAAAUUAAUUGGGUGGCCCUUCGCUUUCUUAUACUCGGGUUUGAGCUAGAGCUCUACUCUCCGAGUGAAUUUUGCAUGGUGUAUUGGUACAUGUAUAUUACACUUUGUAAGCUCGCUGAAAGAGCACGUGUCAGGGUAUUAAUUGUAGUUAGCACUGAGGAACGGAAGGCAAAGAAGAAUAAGAAUUAUCAUAGGAAUAUGGCUCGGGAAGAUCGGAUAAGUCUAUGGGUAUUGCUUCUCCAGUGUCAGACUUGCCUUGCACAAGGGCUCACGGUGAUGCUUUCGGCUUUAAGAAAUCAAGGGAUGUGUUUAAAGAGUGAAGGACCUUUUAAUACUGAAAGUGAGAAAUUCACUCAGCAUUUUGAACUCCUCCAGAAGGCAUCGCUUCCCGAAUAUGAUGCAUAUGAAUCAUUUACAAAGUCCACAUCUCAUACUCGUCUCGACUACCUUCCUGUGCAAGAGUACUUCCGCAACGCUCAAAAGAUCGCUAGAGACAUAAAGGUCGGUUUCGCCAAAGAUCCUGAUAAAUUGGCUGAAGUCAGGGGACUAGAACAAGUCGCGGAACACAAUAUUGUUGCUGUGAACCUCAUCAGUCAGGACAGUUCGCUUAAGGUGUCGUUUGAGUUCACCCACCAUCCUUAUUUCGCCACUGCUGUUGUCCGUAGAUCUUGA
This is a messenger RNA of Eruca vesicaria subsp. sativa (arugula), 2142 nucleotides long. The record is from the annotation of a GenBank genome assembly. Lineage: Eukaryota; Viridiplantae; Streptophyta; Magnoliopsida; Brassicales; Brassicaceae.